CCAUUGGGCCAUGAAACAUUUCCAGGUACAGCCCAAUAGAGCAACUGAAAUAAAAAGGAAAAAUGGUUGAAGACUAAAGAUUGUUAAACCCUCCUUAAGCCCUUCGCUUUCCUCUGGGAAUUUGGUAUUCAUCCAUGGCAAUGGCUCGUCGAUUAGUUAGACCUUUAAGAGGAAUAGCCAAAAGGGUUUUGCUUCAGCAGCAACCCCAGCCAGUCAUCUUCAAUUUUACUAGAAAUUACAUAUCGGAGAUGCGUAGAGAAGCAUUUGAAGAGAACAUUCUCAGACUCCUCCGUUACGAGAUUCGCUACGAGCUUGAACAUUCUCCUCCCUCUCAGCCUAUCACAAAAUUUGAUUCAUUUAUCAUUGAUGAAAGGCCUGGAGAGCAAUGGAUUAAAUUAAACAAGAAAUUUGGAGAGAAUGAAGAAAUUAAAGUUGAAGUUACUAUGUUUGAUGCAUCUAUUCCUGUUCAAAAAGGUAGUGAUGUAUCUGCAGCAGAUGAUGUGCAACUUCACAUAACUAUGAUUGUCAAUGUUCUCAAAGGAGAAGGCAAUGAAGUGCUCGAGUUUGUUUGUUCUGCAUGGCCAAACAGCGUUGAGAUUCGUAAAGUUUAUAUGCGUGGGCAAAAUGGCAUAGUGGAUCAGCCUUAUGUGGGCCCUCCAUUUAAAGAAUUGGAUGAUGAACUGCAGAAUUCUCUUUAUGAUUUCCUAGAGACAAGGGGAAUAAGCGAUGAACUUUGUGCAUUCUUACAUCAAUACAUGAAGAACAAAGAUAAACUUGAAUUUGUUCGCUGGAUGGAAAAGUCCAAAUCGUUCAUAGAGAAGAAAUAGAGAUAGUGGUUGCCUUUCUCCCACGAAUGUUGUUUUGCUGACUUGCUUGCGGACCAUUCUCUGGAUGUCAUUACUUGUGAAAAGUUAUACUUGCAGGUUUAGAAUGUGAAAGAAACACUUUUUAGCUCAAUUGGAAGUUUGGCCAUACUAAUAUAUGUCUUUUCAAGGUUUCCUACUACAUCAGAGACAAAUCAGCCUUACCGAAAAGACAGGCAAUAACAUUUACUAACUAGUUGAUGUAUUGCAUGAAGUUCAAAAUCAUCUCACAUUCUUCAAUCACA
This is a messenger RNA of Solanum verrucosum, 1108 nucleotides long. RefSeq lists its product as uncharacterized. The coding region runs from base 135 to 827 and encodes 230 amino acids. Gene Ontology annotation, cellular component: mitochondrial matrix. NCBI's taxonomy places the organism in Eukaryota, Viridiplantae, Streptophyta, Magnoliopsida, Solanales, Solanaceae. The transcript has 3 exons. The record is from RefSeq and is a predicted model, not a curated record.